This is a messenger RNA of Myripristis murdjan (pinecone soldierfish), 3425 nucleotides long. RefSeq names its product chromosome 21 C2orf69 homolog (gene c21h2orf69). Gene Ontology annotation, cellular component: mitochondrion. The transcript is spliced from 3 exons. The record is from RefSeq and is a predicted model, not a curated record. Bases 284 to 1300 code for a protein of 338 amino acids. NCBI's taxonomy places the organism in Eukaryota, Metazoa, Chordata, Actinopteri, Holocentriformes, Holocentridae.
ACUACCCCCUGUGGUUAGUUGAGUUUCCAACAACCAGCAGCAAUUCAAGUGACGCAGAGGUCAGGAGACGUCGUGCCGUGAUGAGGGUCACACCUAAAGGUUGUGUACAGGCUCGCGGGCCGUGCUUACCUAACGAUAGCAUGCUGUUUCCUGUGUUUACGGUGUGUGGCUGCGCUGCUGGGCGGAAUUAGCUAGCCAGGUACUAGCAGCAGCAUGAGGAGCCUAGCUAGCUAAGUUACUCCGUUGAGACCGACAACACUAAACCAGUCGUAGUUUAGUGCCCAUGAUAACUGCGCAGAGAGUUGCGGUGGGCUUUUCUCUUAUAGCUGUGGCCAAAGUGAUGAGCUCCGUGGCGGGGACGUCAUCAUCCGAGCCUCCGGGGCGGUGUCCGUCAGAGACCCGGGAUGCACAGCCAGGAAGCCCGCAGAGGCUCCAGAGGCUGGUCGCGGUUCCUGGUUCCGACCCGAGCCGAGUGAACGACCUGCUGCUCCUCCGGCCUACAGAGGAGCCAAGUCGGUGUGGCUCAGACACGGAACCGGCAGAAGAUGGGAGCAGUAACACGCACGUUGUGUUUUUCCAUGGGGACAUUCAGAACUUCCAUGAGGAGAUGGCUCUGCAGCCGGAGGGGGUCCAGUGGCUCUCCUGGAGUCUGGAGCAAGUGGCCCUCACCCUGGGGCGACGUUUCCCCAGCCGACAUGUUUGGGUGGUCCGAGCUUCCCGUAUGUAUCUGCACAAGUUCAGCUGCUACCACAACUUUGUGGAGAGCAACAUGUUUGGAGCACCGGAGCACUCGCCCGACUUCGGAGCAUUUCGCCACCUCAGGGCACUGCUGAGCCACGGCAUGGAGCGGGCCGGACUACCACACCCACUUCCACCGCCAGGAGGCGCUGACCCCAUCCCGUCAGGAUUUUCCCUGAUCCUUGUGGGCUUCAGCAAAGGCUGCGUGGUGCUCAACCAGAUGGUGUACGAGCUGGCCGGAGCCCGGGCAGACCCAGAGUUGUCGCCCUUCAUCGACCGCAUCUCAGACAUCUAUUGGCUGGACGGUGGUCACCCGGGGGGCAGCGAGACCUGGGUGACCGACAAGCAGGUGUUAAAGGAGCUGGCGUCCAGUGGAGUGGCGAUCCACACCCACGUGACGCCUUAUGAGGUGUGUGAUCCAAUGCGGGCCUGGGUGGGCCGAGAAAACGGACGCUUCAUCAAGAUCCUGGAGGAGUUGGGUGCCUGUCCCAGCCAGAAGCUGCACUUUGAGGAUGAGCCCCCCUCCAUCGAGAACCACUUCAGGGUCAUCCAGGAGUUUUGAGUUUGGUUCUCCCUUUUAGCAGGGUUUAAAUGUUUGUCAGCAGUGGGGAUUUCAGUCAGUGCACACAAACCCAAAACCUAAGCUGACUGACUGAGGCGCAAAAGAGUUGUUAUUUAUUGAGAAUAUAACUCCUGACUUAUGUCUCUUAUUUGCGAGUCUUACCUCAUUUUUCAGUGUUUUAAGGGCUCAAAUGUGAGAGAGCAUGCAACAAAUGCUGGUGUGUUUUACCUUCUUUUCUAUUGCUAAAUGCACUUAACCUGAAGUGGAAUAGCUGAAGCAGUCUUAUUUUAAGUUAAUCCUCCGAUGGCCUCAUUAGCAUUCACUUUAGGAUACAUGUAUCCUUUUAUAUUUGAUCCUGGCUCAAGCUUUGAGUUUGUGUGGGAUUAGUUAUUUGAAAAGAUUAUGAAAAUAAAUCAACCCGUUUUCCAGGGGAACAGUUAGAUUUUGCUUACGAGCGUAACAUUACCAAGUAAUUUAAGCUCACAGAAUGUUGGAUUGUAUGUAGUUGAUUUUGAAAUGAAAUUUUGCCAUACUUUUAAGUUUAAUUAACUAAAUGUAUCUUCGGCUGAAGCAGAGCAUCUUAUCACUACAAGUUAAACGGGCUUCCUGGAUAAGGUACUUUUUGACACUUUAAUGUUUCAAGUGCAUUGCACGUUAUUGAGAUAGUUAAUUAAAUGUUAACUAGUAGCAUAAGCGUCACACUUGUCAGUCAAACUGGUGUUUCAGUAAAUUGAAUUUUGAAUCUAAAGCGAAAGGUCUGGCUGUGACAAAACACAGGUAAGCUUGUCAUAUGAUCAGGAAGAUGAUCCUGUUGUCAUUUGAUCACAUUGAUCCCAACACACUUGUAAACCAAUAUUAAUUUGUCUCCCAGUCAGAUGCCUGUAUUCAGCCACAUACUUCAUGUACCAACUCAUACUGCUGCUGUCUCAGAAAACCAUUGUAAGCUCAUUUUUUGUAACAUUAAUAUUUUACUUCAACUGUCACAAGAGCCCCAUUCAGUAGAGCAAGUUAAAUGAAUAUGGAGAAACAUAUUCAAAGUCCUUGAUAUAAAAAUAGGCACGGUCAUAAGUCUGUGCUCCUGAAAACUUCCUGAAUAUGUAAGGUUUUCAUGUGACAGCAGCAGUGUGAUCACGCCAGCUCUGCAUUCUCAAACAAAGUUACUUAGCAGGGAUAAAAGUCAUGAUUCUUUUUGUGUGAAAUGCGCUGUCUGGUAACUCACUCCAAAGUGACUUGUUCAGAUUAGAUUGCUGAUGGACUGACCAUGUGGUGUGCAUGUGCAGCAUUGAAAUGCAAGCAUGUGUAUUAUCUGCAAUGUAUUCCAGUUGAUGUGAUCUCUAUGUAAGCUUACAUAGCAUCUUUGCACUAUGGCUGUUGGCUGUAACUCAUUCUGCUGAAUGUAACUUCCUACCAUUCCUUUGAUGUUUACUAGCUGUGCUAUUACAGUGUGCUGUCUCAAAGACGUCAGAGUCUGUUUUGGCAUACAAGAUGGAAAUAGUAUUAUUGACUUUUUGCCUAGUUUGAAUUUAUUUUUUGCUAGUGCUUUCAGGUAGUACAGUGAGGACAGCAUAACACUAGGUGGGACAUGAUCCCAUCUAGAACAUGGUGUAGGUAUUAGAUUUCUUUGUUUGCAGCAAAAAAAAGUGGACUGCAUUACAUCAGCUGUCUCUAUACAAUGUCAUUGCCAAUCAACACACCUGGAACCUUGUUGUUUUUUGUCCUAGCAACAGUUAACUACUAAUGGAUAGGCUGCACCAUGUAGAAACCUGUUUAUCAAUAGUUAUUGGAUUGCAAUUUGUUUUAGCACUCUCAAAUCAGCAGGUGGCAGUGUGGAGGAGGCAGAAAACUGGGAACUGAAGAGGAAAUCAAGUCCCGGUUGCACACUGCACAGACUCAGGACAACAAAAACAUCACAGAAACCCCAUUACAUUUUCUACAAUCUUUAAUCAGCUUUUCAGUUUGCAUUGUGAUGCCUAAAUAUUAGCUUGUGUUUGAUCAGAACAGAAUAUAGAUGUAGUCUUUUUUUUUUCUUUUUUUCUAAAUCAACAAUUUCAGUUGCAAUCAAAAUGCUCAUACAUUAAAAAAAAUAUAUAAAAUGCAAAAUAAACAGACAUCUCUUGAAUAGUUA